Messenger RNA from Penicilliopsis zonata CBS 506.65, 1116 nucleotides. RefSeq lists its product as hypothetical. The annotation marks the transcript as partial. The transcript is spliced from 2 exons. Lineage: Eukaryota; Fungi; Ascomycota; Eurotiomycetes; Eurotiales; Aspergillaceae. The record is from RefSeq and is a predicted model, not a curated record.
CCUUUCACUCCCGAUAGUGCCUUCGAUAGGGCCCAACCCCCCCAUUUUCCGGAUAUCACCACGCUCACGAAUAAGGGCACGUCCUCGCUAUCAAUCACGGCGCUUGCUCGCUUCGAAUUUGAGGCCGGAAAGGGUAACGAUGGCACCAAGAUCCUCAUGGUCGAGUGGGAGGACGAUCACCAGAGCCGGUCGAGAGCGUCCGGCGAAGGCGGCGGCUCGUGGCAUGUCUUUUGGGAUGGCAAGACGACUGUUCUCCCUGCCGACGAGCAGACGAGCGAAAAUACACGCCGGUUCUAUUUCCUGCUACCACCGAACGUGACUAUUCCUCCCGUAGUGACCCUGUCGUUUGAACCGGCGAACCAGUCCGCACACAAAACAGACGAGGCGACAACAACAACAACAACAAACGCCAUCCAGCUUAACCCAUUACCAGCGAUCUUCCCUCCGGAACUAGGCGUCACCGGCCGCUCGGCGGGCAAGAAGGGCGUUCUACACACAAUCUGGGCGAAGAAGCGGUUGCGGGUUUUGGAGAAGGAGAUCCGCGAGGAAUGUCUUAAAAACGCCGAGGGGAUCGCACUGCAUAUGGCCCUGCAGGAAAAGGAAUGGAUCGAGUCCAAUUUCGGGGUCACCUCGCGAAGUCACUCGUCCACCGCGGUCUAUCCCACAGGGCCCGUGACGCCAGUGUCGCCUGUGUCUCCUGUGAGCGGCCGGAGACUGGCAGAUAAGCUAAUGGGAUUGAAACUGCAAACUGGCGAGAAGGACCUGGCUUCCCGCAGCGACUCUCCUGCUGCCCACCUUCUCUCGCCACAAUCUCCCGAUGUCGCCGUCUCUUCAUUCAGUUCAUUCCGACCCAUUCCACAGUCACAACUACAACCGCAGAAGUUGCAGACUGCAGCUGCACCGGCUACUUCUACUGCUGUAUGGGCCAGUGAUGUAUCGAUAGUGGCCCAGUAUCCGCCCGAAUCACUCCAACGCGCGCAGAUCGCGAGCGGCAGUGGGUUCGCGUCCAUGGCACCACCGCCCACAGAGAGCCCCGAGUCCAGCGACGACCUGUUCGCCAAAGCCCUCAGCCCCCGAUCGCCGGAUCUGCCGCAGAGUCCGUUCUCUUUUGCUCCG